Apodemus sylvaticus (European woodmouse) is the source of this 4863-nucleotide messenger RNA. RefSeq names its product sushi domain containing 1 (gene Susd1). Gene Ontology annotation, molecular function: calcium ion binding. The record is from RefSeq and is a predicted model, not a curated record. The coding region runs from base 75 to 2333 and encodes 752 amino acids. NCBI's taxonomy places the organism in Eukaryota, Metazoa, Chordata, Mammalia, Rodentia, Muridae. The transcript has 17 exons.
CCCCGCGCCGCUGGCCUUAUCUCCGGGCACAGGGGCCUCCGGGGAGUGGCGGGCGCCGGGAGGGAGCCAGCGGCAUGGGCCAGGGGCCCCGGGGCACGCGCCGCUCGCCAGGCUGCGGGUUGCAGUGGCUGCUGCGGCUCGCGCUGCUGCUCAGCCUAGCCCGCGGCGUCAGCGGAGAGCCCGGCACGGACGAUUUAGAUGUCUGUGCCACUUGCCACGAACAUGCCACAUGCCAGCAAAAGGAAGGGAAGAAGAUCUGCAUCUGCAACUAUGGGUUUUGGGGCAACGGGAGGACACGGUGUGUCGACAAAGAUGAGUGCCAGUUUGGAGCCACUGUGAUCUGUGGAAACCACACAUCCUGCCACAACACGCCUGGAGGGUUCUACUGCAUUUGCCACGCAGGCUAUCGGGCCACAAACAACAACGAGACAUUCAUCCCCAAUGAUGGCACUUUCUGUGCAGACAUAGAUGAGUGUGAAGAUUCUAGCGUGUGCGGACAUGGAGGUCGGUGUAUCAAUAUUCCCGGGAGCUUUGAAUGCUACUGCAUGGAAGGGUAUGUGGCAAAGAACGGGCCUGAGCCUUUCCACCCACGCAUGGAUGCCACAUCAUGCACAGAAAUAGACUGUGGCACCCCUCCUGAAGUUCCCAACAGCUACAUCGUGGGAAGCUACAGCUCCACAGUGGGCGGCCAGGCCCAUUACCGCUGCAAAGAAGGGUUUCUCAGCAUCUCAGGAGAUAGAGUUUCACGAUGCACAGCCCUGGGCCUGUGGGAACGUCCUGAUUUACAUUGCCAAGAGAUCACCUGUGGCAGUCCCCCUGAAGUUCAGAACGCCAUCUUGGCCAGGAAUCACAGCUCCAGCCAGGGGAGUGUGGCGCACUAUGACUGCCAGGAGGGCUUUGAGAGCCCUGGAGGAAAGAUCCUUUCCGUUUGCACAGAGAAAGGCACCUGGAGUGAAAUCACAUUUGCAUGCACAGAAAUAAUGAUAGAAAUUCACGAUGUGACUGUGUUUAAUGACACCUGUGUGAGAUGGCAAAUAAGCCCAGAGAGAGUGAACCCCGAGAUCAUGUACUUGAUGCGCAUUGAAAGACAGCAGUCAGAUGCUGUGGAGUCAGUUUAUGAGGAGACAAUCAAUGUGACCACAGACAGCAGGACGCCAGAAGUGUGCCUGCGCCUCCAACAAGGAGCCAAUUACACCGUGAGCAUUUCUGCGGCCCCUCCCAGGCGCUCUGUGCCCGCCAUCCUUGGCUUCCGGACUGCUGAAGAUGGCCUCUUAGAAGACGAUGGAAUUUUCAAUGUUUCAGUAUUUAAUGAAACCUGUUUGAAGCUGAGCACACACUCUAGGAAAGCUGGAUCAGAACAAACGUACCAAGUGGAGGUUCUGGGGCAGAGAUGGUAUCUAGAGAGCUUCUGUCAUGCUACUUUCUUUAACGUCACAACGAGAGACCGAGCUCCUGAGGUGUGUUUAGAUCUGUACCCCGGGACUGAUUACACGAUAAACAUCACCCUUCUGAGACCCACUGAGCCUCGCUCCACACAGAUAACCUUAACAACCUCAGUGACAGCAAAAGAGACCAUCGCUAAUAUUUCAGUAUAUAAUGACACCUGCCUGAGAUGGAACAGCCUGAAGACAGCCGGUGUACUAGAGAUGUACUCAUUCCACAUUUGGGGCCAGAGAUGGUAUCAGAAGGCAUUUGUUCAGGAAAUGGUCUUCAAUACAACUAGCAGCAGCCAGGACCCAGAGAUUUGCCUGGACCUGCACCGAGGCACCGUCUACAAAGUUAGCCUCCAGGCGUUGUCCUCGGCCCUUCCUGUGGUCGUCUACCUGACAACCCAGAUAACAGAGCCCCCAAUUCCAGAAGUAGACUUUCUCACUGUUCACGGAAGGCCUCUACCACGCUUUAGGCUGAGGAAAGCCAAGGAGAUAAAUGGACCUAUCAGUUCAUAUCAGGUGUUGGUCCUUCCCCUGUCCUUGCAAAGCACAGUUUCUUGUGACUCUGAAGGCAUGACUUCAUUCUUUGGCAACGCUUCUCCUGCUGAUGGCUAUGUGGCUGCAGAAAUCCUGGCCAGUGAUGUUCCAGAUGACACGCUGGAGAUAUCUAUUGGAGACAGGCUCUACUAUGGGGAAUAUUACAAUGCGCCUUUGAAAACAGGAGACGAGUACCUCAUUCUGUUACGGAUCGCAAGUGAAUGGAAUAAGGUGAGAAGAUAUUCCUGUGCUGUCUGGGCUGAGGUAAAAGCCUCAUCACUCACAGCGCAGCAGAUGGUGGGUGUUGGACUGGGCUCCGUGGCUUUUGUGACCAUUCUUGCGUUCCUCUCCUUCUCAGCAGUGUGAUGGCUGAUGUGCUCAGCAUGGGAAGCACUUGAUGAUGCACAGAUGCUCUGAUGGCUUCUAGGCCCUUUCAUCGUGUGGCUCCCAUCCUAAGCCCUGGUGUGGGGCUGAAAGUUUCUCCAUCCCAGCAUGAUCUCAUUCCUGAAUUCAAGAUGGCAGCCUGAAUUCAAGAUGGAAUCUUCAAACCCAGGAGCAGUUCAUGUGUGUUUCAUGCUUUCUGGAUCAGUUGUAUAUCCGUGAACUUGAGACUCAUGUCCAAUGUAAUCCCACAGGCCGCAGACCCUAUGAGUCAGGUUCUAUAGACAUUGGACGUGGGGCUCUGCAUCUCCCUUUAACUAGUUCAUCUACUAAUUAAUUCAGGAUCGAUUCUUCUUAAUAGGUAAUGAGAUGGGCUUAAGUACGGGCUGGAAUUUAUGAAGGAGGACACUGGAUAAAGAGCACUGAUAUGGCUGGGCGGUAGCAGCACACGCCUGUAAUCCCAGCACUCUGGGAGGCAGAGACAGGUAGAUUUCUGAGUUCAAGGCCAGCCUGGUACAGAGUGAGUUCCAGGACAGCCAGGGCUACACAGAGAAACCCUGUCUAGGGGGGAAAAAAAGAACACUGAUAUGAAUAAAUGUAUCAAGCAUUUUAGGAUCAGCCCUUGGCCUACACCAGAAUGUACAAUAGCCCGGCCACUCUCUCAGGUUCCCUUCGCGGCUUUGAUAUAAUUCCUAUUGUUUGUGUGAGACCAAAAGUGAUGUCUGCUUUCCAGAAAAACCCAUUCUGUAAUUUCUUCCCCAUUCUUUUUUGUCCCCCUUUUCUUACCCAGUAUCUAUAAAAUUGUUCUCUGCCUCCCUUGAGAUGUCUGGGUUUGGUGGUAAUGUAGGACAGUGGGCUGAAGCGGCAUCCAAUUCAUGGUCAGCAUCUACAUGAAUUUUGGGGCAUAGGGGACAACGGUGAUUAACAUACCCUACCUACACCCCAGUAACCAUGGCUGAGACCGUGUCAUGGCCCGUGAAACAACAGCUACAGGCAGGGCUGGCCUACUCUCCAUGUGGAUACACAGGUAGAGAGUAUUAAGUAACUUUUAAAACCCUUGAGUAUUCUUCAACAUUUUUCUCUUAAGACAGCUCAACUCCAAGGUUGUGAUUUCUCUCUUCUCCCUCCCUCCCUCCCUUGCUAAACAUGCACAUGAGCAUGGGGAAAGAAAAGGGGCGUGGUUACAACCUCAGGGUGGAUCACAGAAGAGCAUGGAUCUAGAACUGCACCAGCAGGACCACGGCUGGUGUGUUCUCUGCUCGGUUGUGGGGUGUUUGUUGGAGACCUGGUACUAUGAUUUAUAUGUAAUUUGUUUCCACAAAACUCUUGGUGAAAUUUGAUUGGGGUGGGACUUUUACAAGCUGAAUUGAAUGUCCAGAGGUACUGGUUGCUUCCUUAUGGGACUGGCUUAGUUAUCACAAGAGCAUGUGUUACUCCUGAGUCUGAAGGUGUUAUGCGUUCGCUGUGCUUUGAAGAGACCCUCAUCAGAAGUCAGGAAGAUGCAUGUGCUGUGCUCUUGGGCUUCCCAGGCUCCUGAACCAUGAGCCCAAGUUAUCGGCUUCUUUGUUCUUUCAAAAUCCCUGGUGCUUGGCUACUAAAACACCAUCACACUGUUCAUACAGCCGCUCUAAGCUGGGGGGCCUGGGGCAAGGGUUCUACUCAACUGGGAAAAAAGUGUUCUGCUCGCUGGGCAGUGGUGGUGCACGCCUGUAAUCCCAGAACUCUGGGAGGCAGAGGCCAGCCUGGUCUACAGAGUGAGUUCCAGGACAGCCAGGGCUAUACAGAGAAAGCCUGUCUCGAAAAAACCAAAUCCAAAAAAAAAGUGUUCUGCUCAGCUGCAGAGGGAGGCAGUGUCCUCGAGGGCAGCUGCUGGCCCUUGCUAGUAAUAGAAUGCUCUGUCCUUUGAGUAACUAGCCACAGAUAGUAAUUAAGGACCAGUAUUUCCAACAGCUCUCAAAUUAUUGCAAUCUAGGGUAACUGUCCAAGUUGCCCACAUGGGGACUUAACAUAAUUACCAUUAAAGGAAGAAAUCUCACUGGUUGAGAUAUAUAGAUAAAAACAACUUGGGCUUAAUAACUGAUGAAAUGUUAGGGAAACUAUCAGCCUGUGGUACAGUGUAGAAAUGUAAAAGGAGUUCAUCCACAGCUGCAAAAAUAGCAAACACAUCAGCGCUGUCAUUUCCUCUGAUUGUUCCAAAUUACGCCGCCACCGCCGCGGAGCUGCUCUGUGCACACCCCCAAAGGAGCAGGUGGUGGGUAUUUGCAAAGACCUUGAUUCAUUUCCUGCCGUUCUUCUUAAAUGGUUUUCCCACAGUGUGAAGAGAGCAUUUUUACACGAUAACACCUUCUCCCCUCCUUAAUGGGACUCCCAAUCAGUGUGCUGAGAUGGAGUCCCAGGACCCAUGCACUGGAAGGAGAGAACUGAUUCCUGCAAGUUGUCCUCAGAACGCCUCUUGUGUUCUGUGGCAUGAGCAUGUCCUCUCUUCCUCUCUCUCUCUCUCUCUCUCUCUCUCUCU